Messenger RNA from Conger conger (European conger), 5628 nucleotides. RefSeq names its product transient receptor potential cation channel subfamily M member 1-like. Gene Ontology annotation, molecular function: calcium channel activity. Gene Ontology annotation, biological process: protein tetramerization; calcium ion transport into cytosol. The coding region runs from base 1 to 5097 and encodes 1698 amino acids. The transcript has 27 exons. Lineage: Eukaryota; Metazoa; Chordata; Actinopteri; Anguilliformes; Congridae. The record is from RefSeq and is a predicted model, not a curated record. Gene Ontology annotation, cellular component: membrane.
AUGGAGAGCAGGGGCUUCGGAACGAGGAAAGGGACAGGGUCCUUCAAACGUGCCUCCAUCAAGAGAACCGUUUCCGGGUCGCAGAAGGCCCAGAAAGCCUGGAUAGAGAAGACCUUUCAGAAAAGAGAAUGCAUUCAGAUAAUACCCAGCAAAGAACCAAACAAGUGCUGUUGUGGGCAGAUAGUGACCCAGCACCCUGCCAUACCCUCGAUUGCCACCACAAAGGGAGCGGAGGACGGGGCCCAGAUCGUGCCAGUGGAGCCCUCACAGGAGAGAUGGUCGGUCCUCAAGCACACCAGGGCCUCACCAACCGACGCCUAUGGCAUCAUCGAGUUUGGGGGCGGAGGCCACGUCAACAAAGCCAUGUACAUCAGGGUGACGUACGACUCCAAGCCGGACAGCCUGCUGCACCUGAUGGUGAAGGAGUGGCAGCUGGAGUUGCCCACGCUGCUCAUCUCCGUGCACGGCGGCUUGCAGAACUUCGACCUGCAGCCCAAGCUCAAGCAGGUGUUUGGGAAGGGCCUGAUCAAGGCCGCCGUCACCACGGGGGCCUGGAUCUUCACCUGCGGAGUCAGUAACGGGGUUGUCCGUCAUGUUGGAGAUGCCUUGAAAGACCACUCCUCUAAGUCCCGAGGGAAGGUCUGUGCCAUAGGGAUUGCACCUUGGGGAAUCGUGGAAAAUAAAGAGGACCUCAUUGGCAGAGAUGUAACAAAGCCCUACCAGACCAUGUCCAACCCCCUGAGCAAGCUGUCCGUGUUGAACAGCAGUCAUUCCCACUUCAUCCUGUCGGACAACGGGACCUGCGGGAAGUACGGCCCCGAGGUCAAACUGCGCCGGCAGCUGGAGAAACACAUCUCCCUGCAGAAGAUAAACACCCGCCUGGGUCAGGGGGUCCCAGUGGUGUGUCUGAUUGUGGAGGGGGGCCCCAAUGUGAUCUCCAUCGUGCUGGAGAGCCUUCGGGAGGAACCUCCGGUCCCCGUGGUGGUCUGCGAUGGGAGCGGCCGUGCCUCUGACAUAGUUUCCUUUGCGCACAAAUACUCAGAGGAAGGCGGGCUGGUGGCAGAAAGUGUGAAAGAUCAGCUCCUGGUCACCAUUCAGAAGACGUUCAACUACAGCCGCAACCAGGCCCAGCAGGUCUUCCUCAUGGUCAUGGAAUGCAUGAAGAAAAGGGAACUUAUAACAGUGUUUCGCAUGGGCUCUGAAGGACAGCAGGACAUUGAGAUGGCCAUCCUUACUGCUCUGCUGAAAGGCACCAACGCCUCAGCACCUGACCAGCUGAGCCUGGCCCUGGCCUGGAACAGGGUGGACAUCGCCCGCAGCCAGAUCUUUGUCUAUGGGCUCCACUUGCCCCCUGCAGGUGCCCUCUCCACCACCAUUUCCACCGAGAAGAAGCCGAAAAGCCCGACCAACGCUUCCAGGAACAAGGGCAAGGGCCGAGGCAAGAAGGGCAGGGGAGCCAAAGCCAAGCCCGAACCACCAGAGGAGACAGACCCCAGGAAGCUGGAGCUAAUGAACUGGGUCAACUCCUUGGAGCAGGCCAUGAUGGACGCUCUGGUGCUGGACAGGGUGGACUUUGUGAAGCUGCUGAUUGAAAACGGAGUGAACAUCCACCAUUUCCUCACCAUCCCCCGACUCGAGGAGCUGUACAACACGAGACUAGGGCCAACUAACACCUUACAUUUCGUAGUCAGAGACGUCAAGAAGGGCAACCUCCCUCCUGAUUAUCAAAUCACCCUGAUCGACAUCGGGCUGGUGCUGGAGUUCCUCAUGGGCGGGGCGUAUCGCUGUAAAUACACAAGGAAGAGCUUCCGCUCGCUUUACAACUACCUGUAUGGCUUGAAACGGCCAAAAGCUCUCAAACUCUUAGGAAUGGAGGACGAUGAGCCGCGGCCAAAGGGCAAGAAGAAGAUGAAGAAGAAGAAGGAGGAGGAGAUUGACGUGGAUGUAGAUGACCCCGAGGUCAGCCGGUUCCAGUACCCCUUCCACGAGCUGAUGGUGUGGGCGGUGCUGAUGAAGCGGCAGAAGAUGGCGCUCUUCCUGUGGCAGAGGGGGGAGGAGGCCAUGGCUAAGGCCCUGGUGGCCUGCAAGCUGUACAAGGCCAUGGCCCACGAGUCCUCCCAGAGUGAGCUGGUGGACGACAUCUCCCAGGAUCUGGACAACAACUCUAAGGAGUUUGGGCAGCUGGCCUAUGAGUUACUGGACCAGUCCUACAAGCACGACGAGCAGGUGGCCAUGAAGCUGCUGACCUACGAGCUGAUCAACUGGAGCAACUCCACCUGCUUAAAGCUGGCCGUGGCCGCCAAGCACCGCGACUUCAUCGCCCACACCUGCAGCCAGAUGCUGCUCACAGACAUGUGGAUGGGCUGCCUGAGAGUGGGCAAGAGCCCGGGCCUCAAGGUGAUAGUCGGCAUCAUUUUUCCACCCUCGAUUCUACUCUUGGAUUUUCGCAUCGGAGAGGAAAUGUCUUACCACGGUUCUGGUGAAAACGAGGCGGGAAAAGAAAAGGAAGAUGACAGCAAAUCCAACAAGGAUGGUGCUGCUGACACUGUGUCCAAGAAAGGUGAUGAAGAGGAAGGCAGCAAUGUGAGGAAAAUUCCUAUCGGGAAGAAGAUUUAUGAAUUCUAUAACGCGCCAUUCACCAAGUUCUGGUUCAACACUAUUUCAUACCUCAUGUACCUGAUGCUGUACAACUAUAUCAUUCUGGUCAAGAUGGAGCGCUGGCCCUCCCUACAGGAGUGGACAGUCAUCUCCUACAUCUUCACCCUGGGGCUGGAGAAAGUCAGACAGAUCCUGAUGUCGGAGCCCGGGAAGCUGAAGCAGAAGAUAAACGUGUGGCUGCAGGAGUACUGGAACCUGACGGACCUGGUGGCCAUCUCCACCUUCAUGCUGGGCUUCCUGCUGCGUGUGCAGAGCGAGCCCUACAUGGGCUACGGCCGCGUCAUCUACUGCGUCGACAUCAUCUUCUGGUACAUCCGCGUGCUCGACAUCUUCGGCGUCAACAAGUACCUGGGCCCCUACGUCAUGAUGAUCGGGAAAAUGAUGAUCGACAUGCUGUACUUUGUGGUGAUCAUGCUGGUGGUGCUGAUGAGCUUCGGCGUGGCCCGGCAGGCCAUUCUACACCCAGACGAAGAGCCAACAUGGCGGCUGGCGAGGAACAUCUUCUACAUGCCCUACUGGAUGAUCUAUGGAGAGGUGUUUGCGGAUUCCAUAGACCGUAAGACUAGAAUUCAUAUCUACGCAAUGGAGAUCAACCCUCCGUGCGGGGAUAAUUUGUAUGAUGAAGACGGGAAGAAGCUGCCUCCCUGCAUUCCCGGGGCGUGGCUCACCCCUGCCAUCAUGGCCUGCUACUUACUGGUCGCAAACAUCCUUCUAGUAAACUUACUCAUCGCCGUGUUCAACAACACCUUCUUCGAAGUCAAAUCCAUCUCCAACCAAGUGUGGAAGUUCCAGCGAUAUCAGCUCAUCAUGACGUUCCACGACCGGCCGGUCCUCCCGCCACCGUUCAUCAUUUUCAGCCACAUGUACAUCCUUUUCAAACGCAUGUGGUGGCGCUGCAAAAAACGCGAUGGCGACCCAGACGAGCGCGAUCGCGGAUUGAAGCUCAGAUUGACUGGAGAGGAGCUAAAGAGUUUGUAUGAGUUUGAAGAGCAGUGCUUGGAGGAAUAUUUUCGCGAAAAGGAAGAUGAGCAGCAGUCCUCCAAUGAUGAACGUAUUCGGGUCACAUCUGAAAGGGUGGAGAAUAUGGCAAUGCGUCUGGAGGAGGUGAACGAGAGGGAACACUCCAUGAAGGCGUCCCUGCAGACUGUGGACUUGCGGCUGAUGCAGCUGGAGGAGUUCUCCGGGCGAAUGAUGAACGCCCUGGAGAAGCUGGCGGGGGUGGACAAGUCAGACCUGUGCCGGACACGCUCGGGGGCCUCAACUUGCGAAAACGCCCUGCAGCGGCACAGCAGCAUCAACAGCGCCGACGGCUACAGCCUCUACCGCUACCACCUGGACCUGGAUGACCGGGCGGCCGACGAGGACGACAAGAAGAGCCAGCUGGGCACGGAGCAGCAGAGCUCGGUGCGCAAGAGAAGCUUCCGCCGCGCACCCAGCGAGUACGGGCAGACCUUGGACGUGGUCGGCCCGGGAGAAAGGAGAGCCCCGCCCAGCUCGUGUGUGGACAUCCUGAUCUCCCCCUGCGACCAGGACACGGCCAAGGAUGAGGAACUGCCGAGCGAGCAGGCGCCGAAAACGGACGAGCCGAGCGCACAGGCGGCAAAACCGGACGAAGCCGUCGCUCCGGACAGCCAGGACGCGCUCGACACCGUACUCGCGGCCCGGGGCGGGGCCUUGGAAAAGGCCAAGCUGGACGCGGCCGUCUCGUUCCCACUGGAGAAGUCGGAGGCUCUGAGGUACUAUCCCUCCGAGACCGCUGGCACAGACCUGUCUUCGGCGAGCGUUGCGGCCAAGAGCACCAUCGUCUUCACGCCGGCCGCGGGCACGGACGAGGGCAGUUGGGCCAAAGACUACAGUGCCCUCAUGGAGCAUGCAGCCAGGGCCCCAGCAGCGGGCCAGUGGACAUGUUUAGAAUACAAAGUCCACCCCGCCCUGUUCGGCCACCCGCCAAAAGUGUCCAUGGUGAGGCCUCCAGAAGAGCCUCCCACCGCGAGCGAGGCUGAGGAGCCAGCAGGGCCGGACACGGAGGAAGAUACCGAACAGAGGAGAGACGGUAAAGACCAGGCCAGGGAGAACAGCCUGCUCGUCCCGGAGGGCCGAGGUAGCUUCCACCAGGGACGAACAGGAAGGGAAGAAAGGGUGAGCGCCACAGCAGAGAGUCGAGGGAGAACAAUGAGCGAAGACAAAGGCAAAGUCAUAUGGAGGAUAGACACCGACCACCUGUUUGUGGCUGACGACAGGAUCUUCCCGUCUACCAGGUCUAAGAGUUUGAACGCCAAUCCCCGCAAGACCAAAGCGCAGGGGGACAACGUGGACAGGCCUAGAGCCAGACGGAGUUUCGAGGACAUCGUGGCCGCGUGCCAGACCUCGACAAAUCAGCUCGAGGCCACGAAAAAGGAGAUUCCCGAGAUAAAGACCACAGAUGAAACAGACUGCUAACUCUGUGGGUGGCUGAGAGUGAAGCCCUGCGUCUCCACUGUACAUUGAAAGAGAGAUUGUCCUCCAGAAAUAUCAGUGGUGUUCCUCAUAAUAUGCAUCUCAAAGAGGACAUGAAAACAUUUUUCAUAUAUGAUCUGUAGUUCAAAGUUCCAAAAUGUCACCCCCUCCAAGACAAGCAACGCUCUCCAAGAUGUAAGAUUGUUCACGCACGCCGAUGAACAUCUGGGCCACAAGCAAAACUCAAGACACGAAAAUGUGUAUUUGGGCUGCCUGGUGAAGUGGAGGGGGAGGGAAGUAUGGGAUAUUGAAAAUAGAAAAUUGUUACAUCUAAUGUUCAAAAUAGUUCAGUAUGUGUUAAACAACCCAAGGACAGAUUUUUUCAACAUGAGCAGUCUGUUAACUUAUAGCCUUUCUAACCGUGUCCACUUACGAUGGAGACCACUGGAAAAGCAAUGUCAAAAGCAGAUACACUUUUAAAGAGUUUGCAUAGCACAACUGUCAACCAAAUGGUGGGUAAAAAGGGAAAGUAUU